UACCUUGCCAAUUGUCAAUCAUCAUAGCUAUCUUUCCGCUUGACUUGUACCUCCCCUUCAAGCGCUCUUUCAUUCACCCCAGAAUCCAUCAUGUCAGACAUCAACCUCCAGGACGUCUGUGGCUUUCUUGUCAACGUCGCGAAAAGCGCUGGGGACGUGAUAACUGCUGCGCGUCCAUCCACGACAGCAGCAGGUGAAAAGAUCAAUUCUGUCGAUCUAGUGACAGAAACCGAUCAAACCACCGAGAGACUAAUCACUGAACUCGUUCACCAAAAAUAUCCUCAUUUUGAGUUCAUGGGCGAGGAAACAUAUAAGCCGGGGGAUACUCUGACUGACAAGCCAACGCUCAUAUGUGAUCCUGUCGAUGGCACUACCAACUUCAUCCACGGGUACCCGUAUAUUAGCAUCUCCCUAGGACUUGCCAUUGACCGGAAGCCAGUCGUCGGAGUCAUUUACAACCCCUUCACCAAGACUUUAUUCUCAGGCGUCAAAGGACAGGGCUCGUUUUUCUCAGACCCCUUUCACGAUCAUGUCAAACUGCCUUUGAAGGAUCCCGAAAGUCUUGCUCUGGAUAAGGCUCUUGUCGCUGUGGAGUGGGGAAGCGAUCGAGCAGGGCAUGACUACGACAUCAAAGUCAAGACCUUUCGCAACCUGUGUGCCAGUCCUGAACAAGGCGGUGCUAUGGUACAUGGAAUUCGUUCGUUUGGAUCGGCUGCUCUCAAUCUAUGUGGUGUAGCUGCGGGUCAUCUAGAUGCUUACUGGGAGGCCGGAUGCUGGGCAUGGGACGUAUGUGCUGGCUGGGUAAUCUUGGAAGAAGCUGGUGGCCAUAUAGUUGACGCGAACAAGGGCAAUUGGCAGCCAAGAGUUGACGGAAGAAGAUAUCUAGCCGUCAGGAAGGGUGAGGGGCAGAACGCUUUCAUUGAGCAGCUGUGGACUCAUGUUGCUGGAGAUCUCAAAGUUGGCAUAUAAGUCCAGGUCUUCGAAAUCUGGUGCUAAUUCUACACGUUACCUGUUCCUAGUGGCUUUGGCCUCUCGCCACAGAUUGAGUCCCC
Aureobasidium subglaciale EXF-2481 is the source of this 1052-nucleotide messenger RNA. RefSeq lists its product as uncharacterized. Gene Ontology annotation, biological process: phosphatidylinositol phosphate biosynthetic process; inositol metabolic process; signal transduction. The transcript has 2 exons. NCBI's taxonomy places the organism in Eukaryota, Fungi, Ascomycota, Dothideomycetes, Dothideales, Saccotheciaceae. The record is from RefSeq and is a predicted model, not a curated record. Gene Ontology annotation, molecular function: inositol monophosphate 1-phosphatase activity. Bases 91 to 969 code for a protein of 292 amino acids.